AUGCUCACGGAUGAGACCAACCGGAAAGUGGCCGUACUAUUGGCCGGACAGGGGCUGACCUCACGGCUCACAUCGUUGGUACAGUUGUGGACAAAGACAUCGGCCGCAGACAAUCGGUGGUCAAUUGUCUACAAGAAGAUCGUAUGCUUUAUCACAGAUGAUAAUCAUGAUCAUCGGCGGUGUCUGAUCCGUGUGUACGACAACUAUCUCCGCUCUGUUCACUGGGAACUGGAUUUAGCCAAAGAGUUUGUCUUCGAGUCGACAAAGGGUCCGAUGUUUCACGUGUUGCGGACACCAGACGGCCACUGCUGUGGCCUCAAGUUUGCCGACCGGCUCGAGUCAAACGGCUUUAAGAUCUUAGUGUUGGAACAGAUACUGAAACGAUCGGCUCAGUUGUCUCAAUGCCGGCCGCCAGCGAUAGGGCCGCCGCCACCAAAACCUGUUCAAAACAGGACUCGUCGGUCAACUAACAGGCCAUCUGAUCAGACACUUGUGGCCACAAAUGCCAUACCGACUGAGGAUCAGUUGAAUUGUCUGUUAAAGGAUUGCAAACUCUGCAAACUCGAUGGCGGGUCCAGCGGGUCAUCAACAAUGCCGUUAAAGACUAAGCCAAAGACAACGCUAUACACGGCUACCGAGAUAUCAAUGGCACAGCAAUCGGUGGUAAACGACAGCGAGAGUCUGGCCGUGGAUUCAAAUCUACAAAAACAUAAACCAUUGAUGACUUUGUGUGUGCAAACACAUCGACUGGUGGCCAUCCAAGAUGUGGCCGAUGCCGGGGUUAGAGAUACAAUGAUAGACACUGUGGAUACAGGCGUAACUGAUCCGGAGGUCAAUAUUGCCGACUCAGUGAUAGACACUGUAGAUCCAGAGGUAAUGAAUCCAAUGGUAAAUAUAGUCAACAAUUGCGAAGAUCAGCCCAAAGACGACAGUCUAGACAUCAGUGACGAUAGUCUGGACAUCAGUGUCGAUAGUCUGGAAAACAGUGUCGAUACUGUUGUUACUGAUGAGAUCGCAGAGAUUGUAUCACAAGAAACUGAUCCAUUGGUUCCACAGGUGAUACCCAAUGAUAAUAUUGACAAAGAAGUGGCCGAAUUGGUCCCCGAUUUGGUUGAAAUAGUGGCCAACAAAGUAGAGAUGGAAAUAUAUGAGAGCCAAGUGAUCGCAGAAUACGACAGUGUCUUCAGUGACACAGAAUCGGAGAUGAAAUUUAUGGAUGACAGCGAUUCCGAUGCCGAAGAGUUGGCUAUUGAUUGUACAAAUGCUAAAUCAGUGGAUAACGAACUGAUUAUUGAACUGGUGGUUGACUCCGGAGGGCUCGACACAAGUCAUUUGGACACAAGAGUUGCCGAUUGUAAUGAGUGUUUGGCUGAAGACAAGACAGAAAUCACAACAAAUUCAGCCGAGAAAUUGGUUGACGACAAACAUGAGACCAAUUCAAACGCCAAUUUGGCGCCGACUUUGGCCCCAAAAUUUGACCGCCAAUUAUACCAGAAGUAUAACCAAGAGAUGGACCAGAAAUUGAACAAAUCUAUGGCAAAGAAGUUGAGCCCAAAGUUGAACCAGAAAAUGGACGCGAAGUUGAACCCAAAGUUUAACCAAAAGUCACUGAAAAAUUGCAAAUUGAGAGUUGACUUGGAUUUGGACCAAAUGGACCGCGAUUUGAGUCGAUUGCAAGAAUAUGGUAAAGUAUUAUCGGUUCCAAAACGUCCACCAGUUGUCGAGCCAGAGAUUACACUCGUCGACGACCCGCCGACAGUUGACCGGCCAGUUAUGGACACGGAUUGUGGUCAACACUCGAGUCGGCGCCGGCGGCUGACCAAACUGUUCAGCAAAAAGUCUGCGGGAAAAGCCGGUGGCCGUCACGGGGCUGUCAACCUUAACCUCGGAAUGCAGGCCAACAAUAGUAACGGUAAGGCCACACAUGAAUGCGACAAAAAGGUCCGGUGCCUCAAAUGUGAGGCUACUAUUAGCCCGAUCAAAGAGUAUAGGGCGGCGCUGGAUAUCGUUGGCCGACCCGAUGUAGAGCAAUUAGAGCAA
Medioppia subpectinata is the source of this 2040-nucleotide messenger RNA. Lineage: Eukaryota; Metazoa; Arthropoda; Arachnida; Sarcoptiformes; Oppiidae. The record is from the annotation of a GenBank genome assembly.